AUGCUGGACGCCUUCGAGAUCCUCACCACUUCCGGAGUGGUGUUAUGGUCUAGAUCCACCUCUAAUAUCGGCGCCAUCGCAGUCAACAGUUUGAUCAACGAUGUCUUUAUCGAGGAGAAAGUUCGACCACCCGUGACAAACUCCGGCCAUCCUGCCUACAAACAUGACAAAUACACCUUGAAAUACACACUCGUCAAAGACCUAGGCCUGAUGUUCGUGGCGGUCUACCAGUCCCUUCUCCAUCUCACAUGGGUCGACAAACUCCUCGAUGACAUCCGAACCAUAUUCGUGGAAGUAUACAGAGGGCAGUUGGAAGAACUUGACUAUGCUGUUCUGAAAUACCCGUUUGACAAAUACUACGAUGAAGAACUGCGCAGACUGGAUCAGACCACGGGCGGGGCUGUCAGCGCCGAGAUCCCUCGAGUUGAAGUGCAGGAGGAGAAGAAGGUCAAUGCAGAAAAGGCGGACACUGGGGGUCCACCGCCGCCGGAGCUGCCUCAGCUUCUCAAGGCGCAGCCACGAGCUGUGCCAACGGUGAAUGGGGAAGUCGCAGAAGACCUUCCUGCUCAAUCGCCCGAUUCACCGCGCCCGACCAGUCCUCUGCCAGGGGUUGCAGGACAUUUGUUGACAGAGAAAGCGAGGCCGGCGAGUCGGGGUUCGCGCAGAGCCCGGAAGGCAGUGCACGCCGCAACUACAAAUGCUUCUUCUGGCGAUGAGACAAGGAGACCCAGAACACCUCAGAAAGCUGCGAAGAAGGGACGUGUCUGGGGUCCAGAUGGAAUGGCUGACGAAGCAGACGACAAAACCCUCGACUACUCGGCCGUCGACUCGGAUGCUACCGGAGAGGCAGGUGUAAGAUCCCCCCCGCCAGAGGCGAUCAGUCAGGAGAGUUGGGGCACCAAAAACAAGCAAGGUCAAUUCGUAUUGAAAGACCUCGGCGAUGAAGUCACAAAGAUCCUGAAGUCCGCCGAUUCAGGCAAAGCCGAGACUAACGGGACUGGCGCGACCAAACUUGGGGCGAUCUCGGGCUACUUCAGAAACAUUGUUGGAGGGAAGACGUUGACGAAGGAAGACCUGGAAAAGCCCCUGAAGGCUAUGGAGGAACACCUCAUCAGCAAGAACGUGGCCCGCGAAGCUGCGGUCCGAAUUCGCCAAGGCGUCGAAGAGGAGAUGAUUGGAAAAAAGACGGGAGCCUUUGAGUCUAUCGAGACAGCCUUGCGCCCGGCACUGGAGACCUCACUACGGCGGAUACUGACACCCCGGUCGUCGUUGGAUCUUCUGCAGCAGAUAGAGACUGUUGCCAAGCCAUCAGGGGCGAAAGCCAAACCGCGGCCAUUCGUGAUCACGAUUCUCGGAGUCAACGGCGUUGGGAAGUCGACCAAUCUGUCAAAACUCUGCUAUUUUCUUCUGCAGAACAACUAUCGCGUCCUGAUCGCUGCAGGAGAUACAUUCAGGUCUGGUGCAGUGGAACAGCUGAAUGUCCAUGUGCGAAACCUGAAGGAGCUUACGGCCAGAGAGAACUUGGGCGCGGUCGACAUCUACGAACGAGGCUAUGGCAAAGAUGCCGCCAAUGUGGCCAAAGAUGCGGUCGCUUUUGCGGCUGCCAACGACUAUCAGGUUGUCCUGGUCGAUACUGCGGGACGCGCGCACACAAACACCCAGCUCAUGGCGUCGCUCGAGAAGCUGGUCGAUCUUGCAAAGCCGGAUUUGAUCCUCCAGGUUGCGGAGGCUUUGGUCGGCAACGAUUCCGUGGGACAAGCGCAGAACUUCACCAAAGCACUGGGCAAGAAUCGGAAGCUCGACGGCUUUAUCGUGUCCAAGAUCGACACUGUCGGAUCUGGCAUCGGGACCAUGAUCAGUCUGGUCCAUGCCACUUCAGUGCCAGUGCAGUUUAUCGGCGUGGGCCAACACUACGGAGACCUUCGACAGUUGUCGGUUCCUUGGGCUGUGAAUAUGUUGAUGAGCUAG
Molecule: messenger RNA, 1968 nt
Organism: Capronia coronata CBS 617.96
Lineage: Eukaryota; Fungi; Ascomycota; Eurotiomycetes; Chaetothyriales; Herpotrichiellaceae
Product: fused signal recognition particle receptor
Exons: 1
Coding region: 1-1968 (655 amino acids)
Biological process (GO): SRP-dependent cotranslational protein targeting to membrane
Cellular component (GO): endoplasmic reticulum membrane; signal recognition particle receptor complex
Molecular function (GO): signal recognition particle binding; GTPase activity; GTP binding
Source: RefSeq, a predicted model, not a curated record